AUGCUGACACCGUCACGAACCGUCCUUCUCCUCCUUGCUUCGUUCGUCUGCGUUCAAAGUCUGUCAUGGCUUUCGUUAGGCUUGGCGACUGGAAAAUUCGAGAAAGAUAAGCCCGGAACGUCAUGCAAAUCACUGAAAGGACUGACUAGGAGGCAGAUGAGGUUCUUUUCAGGGACAUACAAAAGUCAAUAGUUAUAAUUUCGAUCCAGGUUCUGUAAGAAGAACAUCGAUUUGAUGGACAGUGUUCGGACUGGCGCACUGGCCGCCCACGCGGAAUGUCAAUUUCAGUUCCACAAAAGAAGGUCGGUGAAAUUGAGCAUUCGAGAUCAUGAAGAAGAACAUUUUAGGUGGAAUUGCACUCUGAUCGAUCCGAUGACUCAUGAAGUGAUUCCGGACGUUUUCCUCAAUGAAAACACCCGCGAAUCGGCGUUUGUGCACGCGAUCUCAUCAGCUGCCGUCGCUUACAAGUGCGCUUUUAAACUUCCGCAAACUUUUGACAUACAGUUUCAGAAUCACAAGAGACUGUGCCAGAGGACUCAGCGAUCGAUGUGGAUGUGAUUACACGAAAAACGAUCCGGUAAGUGGUUCAGAACAUUUCCAUCUAAAAGCAAUGUCAUUCAAGAAAGGAUCCUUCCAAUACCAAGGCUGCUCGGACAAUGUAAAGUACGGUAUCGGAGUGUCGCGAGAGUUUGUCGACUCGGCGGAGAAGCGGAUAAUCAUAAAGAACGAUAACGGAACGACAACUAUCACUCAGCUAUCAGCCGACGGAAUGCACAUGAUCAAUCUGCAUAAUAAUCAGGCUGGAAGACAGGUUAUUGAAGCAAUACUUUGAUUAUCAAUACAGUGUUUUUUUUUCUAUUCAGGUUCUGGAAGGAUCGUUGAAACGAGAGUGCAAGUGCCAUGGAAUGAGUGGAUCUUGCGAGAUGAAGACGUGCUGGGAUGCGUUGCCGAGCUUCAGAGACGUCGGUUUGGCCAUCAAGGACAAGUUCGACGGAGCGGCCGAAGUGAAAGUGGUUAAAGAGGAGGGCAUUCAGAAGCCGCGGAUUGUGAUGAAGAACUCGCAGUUCAAACGACACACUAAUGCGGACUUGGUGAGCGCAGAUAUAGAGCUUUUCAAGAAUUAAUACGAAAUGCAGGUGUACAUGACGCCAUCGCCAGAUUUCUGCGAGGCGGAUCCGUUGCGAGGCAUUCUGGGGACGAAGGGAAGACAGUGUACACUGGCGCCAAAUGCCAUUGACGACUGUAGUUUGGUAAGUGUUUCUGAGCUCAUUUUGAGUGCAUAAGUGAUAGUGGUCUCUGCCAACUUAGUGAAAACCUUUUCAUCUUCAUAAUUUCUCUCUUAUGACGUAGCAUCAAUAAAGCUUUUGAGCUCUGCUGCGGUCGUGGCUACGAGAAGAAGGUGCAGAUAGUGGAGGAAAAGUGCAAUUGCAAGUUCAUCUAUUGCUGCGAAGUCAAGUGUGAUCCGUGUCGAAAACGCGUCGAAAAGUAUUUCUGUCUCUAA
This is a messenger RNA of Caenorhabditis sp. 36 PRJEB53466, 1501 nucleotides long. The record is from the annotation of a GenBank genome assembly. Lineage: Eukaryota; Metazoa; Nematoda; Chromadorea; Rhabditida; Rhabditidae.